Messenger RNA from Monosiga brevicollis MX1, 1764 nucleotides. RefSeq lists its product as uncharacterized. Lineage: Eukaryota; Choanoflagellata; Craspedida; Salpingoecidae. Gene Ontology annotation, biological process: attachment of mitotic spindle microtubules to kinetochore. The record is from RefSeq and is a predicted model, not a curated record. The transcript has 5 exons. Gene Ontology annotation, cellular component: Ndc80 complex. Bases 1 to 1764 code for a protein of 587 amino acids.
AUGAGCAGUCGUCGCAGCAUCGGCGGUCGUCGCUCCAGCAUCCACGGUUCCGCCACAGGCACCAGCGACCCUCGAGAAUGGUCCGACAAGCAAUACCUGAAGAAGGCCAUCCGAGACCUGGUGGUGUUUCUCAGCGAGACCGGCUAUCCUGACAUGAUCUCGGCCAAGAUGCUGGCCGCUCCCUCCAACAAGAUCUUUGUGAAAAUGUUUCAGCACAUCUAUGGCCUGCUUGACCCCAUGUUUCCCUGGGACAAGUACAAGCCUGAAGACGAGAUCCCCGAGAUAAUGAAGUAUUUGGGUUACCCCUUCCCGAUCAAAAAGUCAACCAUCUUUGCGUCGGGCUCCUCGCACAACUGGCCCAAGCUGCUGGGCGCGCUGACGUGGCUCGUCGAUGCUACUCGGUUUCUUGAUAUGGAGGACGAAAUCAUCACGCUAACCCGCAUUAGCGAGAACAUCUUCGACCCCCAGGACUCAGAUCUCUUCUUCUCAGCCGACAUCUUCGAUCACGGCAUCCAGUCAUAUGCCGAUUUCAUGUCCGGACACAUCGACAAGCCCUCGUGUGAACUGCUGUUUGCGGGUCGCAUGGAGGAGCUCGUCAAUACCCACGCACACCUGGAGGAGAAACACCAGGGUUGCAUUGAGGAGCUACAGAAGCUCGAGGCAGAGUGCCCGGCCCUGUCGGCCAUUGAGACAAAGCGCUCGGCAUUGCAGGAGGACCGUACGCGCUUCUUGGAGCUCAUCAAGACGCUCAAGCAGCACCAAGAGCGCUAUCAGCUCAAGACUGCUCAGACCAUGCAGGCCAUCACGGAAAAGGAGCAAGAGCUCGAGGCGCUGAACGCCGAGAUUGCCAAGCUCAAGGUGAUGCGAGAUCAGCAAGAGAUGACGACUGCAGACGUGGAGCGCAUCAACGCCAAACAGCGUCAGCUGGAGCGUGACCUGGAUUUGGCAGAGCAGCGCAAGGAUCAGCUCGAGCAAGACCUGUGCAAAGUCGAGAUUGACAUCUCCAAGACCGUCGAUGGCUUGCAGGAGCAAACAGCAGAAGCCAAUGUUUUGCUGCAACAGUUUGGCAUGGAGGCGGUCGUCUCCGUGAACGGCAGCGUGGACCAACCCCAUGAACAGCUCAACCGUCAGUUUCCCACCUGUUGGAUUGAUGAUGUGCAUGCCUUGUUCACCUUUGGUGCUAGGCAACAACCCGGCGAGAUCUCACAUCCUGUGGCGCUUAAUUCACCGUCUUCAUGUCUGUUGCCUGUGUUGCAGGGUCAGUUGCACAAGCUGACAAGUCAGACCAAGGACAGUGAUUUGCACAAGCUGGAGCUCAAGGACCGCUGCCAACAGCUGGAGGAGGCUGUUGUCACCAAGCGCGAUGACUUAAGCGUGAUGCAAACGCAGCUGGAAGCACUGGAACAGCAGUGUGGCGAGCUGCAAGAGGUCAUCAGCCGCGAGUACAAGAAGCAGCAAAGUCACGUGACCAUCAUGCAAAGCGAGAACCAGAAACGCCGUAUGCAGCUGGCCGGCGACCUACAGGAUAUGCUGGCGCGUAAGGCCGAUCUUGAGGCCAAGCAGCAGCAGCUUCAGGUGGCACAGGCCCAGGAGCGCAAAGCCUUUGCCAACUCGGUGCGCCGGCUGAUCCAGAUGUUCACUCCCUUUGCCAAUGAGAUUCACGAGCAGCUUGAAACCUUGGAGGGUGGCGUGGACGGCGUAGUGGCGGAGAGCAAGGCCAUUCUGCGCACCCUGCAAGCUUUUGUGGAGGAGCAGAAGGCGUAG